Molecule: messenger RNA, 788 nt
Organism: Pseudopodoces humilis (Tibetan ground-tit)
Lineage: Eukaryota; Metazoa; Chordata; Aves; Passeriformes; Paridae
Gene: METTL21A
Product: methyltransferase 21A, HSPA lysine
Cellular component (GO): protein-containing complex; cytosol
Source: RefSeq, a predicted model, not a curated record
UGAGCUGGGGCCCGGGGCGCGGCGGCCGGCGGAGGGAUGGCCCUGCUGCCCUACGAGGAGGGAGGCGGCUGGGCAGCGCGGCAGCUGCACAGCCCUUCGGCCACCUUCCACUUCGCCAGCCGCACCAUCCACCUCCAGCAGGACUGGCGGCGGCUGGGGGUAGCGGCCGUGGUCUGGGACGCGGCUGUUGUCCUGUGUGCUUAUCUGGAGAUGGAAAGCAUUGAUCUGAAGGAUCGGUCUGUGAUCGAGCUGGGAGCUGGAACUGGAUUGCUGGGAAUAGUGGUCACAUUACUAGGUGCCCGUGUUACCAUCACAGACAGGGCAGCAGCACUGGAGUUCCUGGAGUCAAAUGUGCAGGCGAACUUACCCCCUGAACUACGUCCCAGAGCGGUGGUGAAGGAGCUGACGUGGGGAAAAGACCUGGAUAAUUUCCCUCCAGGAGCAUUUGACUUUGUCCUGGGUGCAGACAUUGUUUAUCUGGAAGAAACAUUUGCAGAACUGCUUCAGACGCUGGAGCACCUGUGCUCAGAGCGAACAGUGAUUCUUCUUUCCUGUCGUAUCCGCUAUGAGCGGGAUCUCAAGUUCUUGAAGAUGCUGAGAGAGCGUUUCUCUGUAUCCGAGGUCCAUUAUGAUUCCAGUAAGGAUGUUCAUAUCUACAAAGCACAGAGGGGUAGUCGCAAGGAUGACUUUUGACUCUCUGCUUUGUUAAUAAUAAGCCAGUGAUGCUGUUCAAUUCCCCCCUUUGUUUCUACUCAAUACACUUGUUCCUAAGCAUGAAGUUGCAGUUG